Molecule: messenger RNA, 1731 nt
Organism: Sorex araneus (European shrew)
Lineage: Eukaryota; Metazoa; Chordata; Mammalia; Eulipotyphla; Soricidae
Gene: FAXDC2
Product: fatty acid hydroxylase domain containing 2
Exons: 9
Coding region: 224-1243 (339 amino acids)
Biological process (GO): sterol biosynthetic process
Molecular function (GO): iron ion binding; C-4 methylsterol oxidase activity
Source: RefSeq, a predicted model, not a curated record
CCAGCCCAGGUUGUUUCCUGCCGGGAAUGUCCCUGGCGGGAGGGGCGCUUGCUGGGCGCCAGCCCACACAGACACAAACUUGUCUUGGCGUCACGUGGCUGGCAGAGCCAGUCGGCUGCCAGGAAGGUGAACGCCCGAGCCAGGCCGGCAGAGCCAGCAGGCAGCUGGGCACAGCACGGGUCGCCCCAAGCAGACGGCAGAGCUGGAGCUCCCGGGAGCGGGGAUGCGAACGCCUGCUGCAGAGAUGGACAGGGAGGCCGGCGGCCGGCGGCCCGGGCGGGCGAGGCAGGAAGGCCACAUCUGGGGCUCCAUGCGGAGGACGGCGUUCAUCCUGGGCUCCGGCCUGCUCCUGUCCGUGGCCUUCUGGAACUCGCUGACCUGGCAUCUUCAGAGGUUCUGGGGUGCCUCGGGCCACUUCUGGCAGACCCAGUGGGAGGCGCUGCUGUCUGCGUUCGAGGGGAAGGAAUGGGUGUUGUACUUCAUCGGUGCCACCCAGGUGCCCGGCCUGCUCUUCUGGGCCUUCAACGGGCUGCUCCUGGUGGCCGACACCACCGGGAAGCCGCACUUCAUCACCCGUUACCGGAUCCAGCUUGGCAAGAAUGAACCCGUGGACAGGGCGCGGCUGCGCCAGGCCGUGCGCACAGUGCUCUUCAACCAGUACUUCAUCUCGCUGCCCAUGCUGCUGCUGCUGUACCCCGUGCUGCGGCGCCGGGCGGACCCCUGCCGCCGCCAGCUGCCCACCUUCCAGUGGUUCCUGCUGGAGCUGGCCGUUUUCACCCUCCUGGAGGAGGCCCUGUUCUACUACUCACACCGGCUCCUCCACCACCCGGCGCUCUACAAGAAGAUCCACAAGAAGCACCACGAGUGGACGGCUCCCAUCGGCGUGGUGGCGCUCUACGCCCACCCCAUUGAGCAUGUGGCCUCCAACAUGCUGCCGGCCGUGGUGGGGCCCCUGGUCCUGGGCUCACACCUGUCGUCCAUCACUGUCUGGUUCUCCCUGGCCCUCAUCGUCACCACCAUCUCCCACUGCGGCUACCAUCUGCCCCUGCUGCCAUCCCCCGAGUUCCACGACUACCACCACCUCAAGUUCAACCAGUGCUACGGGGUGCUGGGCGCGCUGGACCACCUGCACGGCACCGACACCCUGUUCAAGCAGAGCAAGGCCUACGAGCGGCACGUGGUCCUCCUGGGCCUCACCCCGCUGUCCCAGAGCAUCCCCGACCCCCCGAAGAAGGCGCACUGAGGCCCUGCCUGCCCUGGGCUCAACAAGACCCCUCAACCUGCCCCGAACCAGGCUGUGAGCCCGGAGACGGGCUGACACCCCUGAGGCCCAGGAGUGUGCCUAGUGCCAGGUCACCAUGUCCUCCUGGCCCCCACUGCUCUUGCAACCCAGUGCCCACAGAUGCCCGAGCCAACUAUCACACACACACUCACACUUGGGUCCGUAAGCAAGGCGGCCACUGCUGCUCCGGGCCCAUCUCAGUCACCUUCCUGCCUCUGCAGCAGGACCAGCAGCCGGAAGCUCCCCUCAAGUGUGCACAGGGCCAAGAGACCCCGAUGAGAUCCCGCCCCCACGAGCGGGCCACCUGGUCCCUCAGUGGCCGCUGAUGGUCACCAGAGCGGGCAGGGUGCAGCCGACGCGCGCGCGGAGCAGCAGUGGCCUGUGUGCCCCCAGGUCUGGACUGCAGGCGCCAUGGAAGAUGCCGGACCAAUAAAAGGUGUUCUCAUUUG